This is a messenger RNA of Hemicordylus capensis (graceful crag lizard), 2557 nucleotides long. It is a transcript of the gene BUD13, whose product is annotated as BUD13 homolog. The transcript has 11 exons. Gene Ontology annotation, molecular function: RNA binding. Gene Ontology annotation, biological process: mRNA splicing, via spliceosome. The record is from RefSeq and is a predicted model, not a curated record. NCBI's taxonomy places the organism in Eukaryota, Metazoa, Chordata, Lepidosauria, Squamata, Cordylidae. The coding region runs from base 41 to 1780 and encodes 579 amino acids. Gene Ontology annotation, cellular component: U2-type spliceosomal complex; RES complex.
CCGACCCGUCUUCCGCUUCCGGUUCCGGCCGCGGGCGAAGAUGGCGGCGGCUCCGGCUUCGGGCCUGUCCAAGGCGGAGUACCUGCGGCGGCGCUACCUGGAGCCCGGCGAGGCCGAGGCGGACUCGGCGGCCAAGAAGCGGCGAAGGAGGAAGAAGAAGGAGGAGGCAGAGGCGGCGCCCAGGGAAGGCGGGAUGCGUAUAGUGGAUGAUGAUGAUGCAAGUUGGAAAAACACUGCUUUUGAGCAGGAAAAGGACGAUGCGGAAGGGGAUGAUGGCGACUUGCCUGUGGUGGCUGAAUUUAUUGAUGAGCGGCCAGAAGAAGUGAAGUGGAUGGAAGAGUUCCGCACCAGUAACAAGUGGAAACUCCUGGGAGAACAGAAUGUGGAGUCACAGGGCUUGGAGCCUGCUGUGAUUGCAGAAUCAAACAGAUCAGAAGCCACAAAACAAAAGAAAACAAAGUGCUUGCCCAGCCGGUCUCCGCCCAGGAGGGGCCGCCACGAUUCCCCGGACCGGUCUCCGCCCAGGAGGGGCCGCCACGAUUCCCCGGACCGGUCUCCGCCCAGGAGGGGCCGCCACGAUUCCCCGGACCGGUCUCCCAAAAGGCUUCAUACUUCAACGGGAAAAAAUGAUUCUCGAGUAUCAAGUGGAGGCCAAAAAGAACGUUUCUCAGACAAGCACUCAUCAACCCAUCGAACGCGGCUGGAUACUCCUGAUGUUUCACCGCCUAGGAAGAAAAUGCACAGUUUGGAUGCAGAUGAGAUGCUACCUCAGAAGCGGCUGUCAUCCCCUGCAGGGUUGAGAAAGCAGGGCAGCACCGGCUCUUCUCCAGCCAAGAAGCAGCUCCAGCCAGCAGCACCUUCACCAAGGAGGCGCCAGAGACUUGAUUCUGAAUCUGAUUCCGACUCCCUUCCCCCGAGAAGGAGUGCCAAAGCCUCCUCCGAUUCAGACCUUUCCCCACCCCGGGCUGCGCGCAGUGCAGGCUUGCAGCGCCGCCGCUCUCCUGAUCUUUCUCCUCCCAGGAGGAGUCGGCAGAGGUCUUCGGACUCCGAUUUGUCUCCUCCCCGAAGGGGUUUGGGAGCAGCAAAGAAGGCCCCUGGGUCAGGGAGCCCACCCGACCUCUCCCCACCCCGGCGAAUGAAGGAUUCCAAAGGAGGGAGCCAUGGCCAAAGCGGCCCUCAGAUGCUCUCGGGGGGCCAAGCCGGCCUGGUGUCGGCUGAACUGCUGAGGAGGGAGCAGCAGGAGCUCAGGAGGCAGGACGGGAGCAGCAAGCACUUGGAAGUGGCAUCGCGACAUGUGGAGACUGUUUUCCGGGACAAGUCAGGCCGCAAGAGGGACCUGAGGCAGGAGCGGCAGGAGCUGCAGAAGAAAGCGGAGGAGAAGUCUGAACGAGAUGAGCAGUAUGCCAGAUGGGGCAAGGGCCUUGCACAGGGCAGGCAGCAGCAGCAGAACUUGGAGGAUGCCCUGAAGGAGAUGCAGAAGCCUCUGGCUCGCUACAUUGACGACCAGGACUUGGACAAGAUGCUCCGGGAGCAGGAGCGGGAAGGCGACCCCAUGGCCAACUUCAUCAGGAAGAAGAAGGCCAAGGAGAGGAGAGAUGUGACAGAAAAGCCGAGAUACAAUGGACCUGCACCCCCACUGAACAGGUUUAACAUCUGGCCUGGGUAUCGCUGGGAUGGAGUUGACAGAUCAAACGGCUUUGAGCAGAAGCGCUUUGCCAGAAUCGCAAACAAGAAGGCGGUGCAGGAGCUGGCCUACAAGUGGAGCGUUGAGGACAUGUGAUUGGCUCGCCUGAGAUGCAAGAGAACCUCUUGCCAUGGCCAGGCCUGGGAAUGAUCUUCUCUGCUUUGGGAACCAAGGGUUCACCUUACGGGACCUGUCAAGAUGCUUUUGGAAAGGCCCCAAAGCAGUUUUCUCUUUCCAGACCAACCACAGGAAGGUUGACCGGAUUCCUGGAGUCUAGAUUGUGCUUCGAGGAGUGAGGAGGUCUCCUGUCAGGGGAAAGCCUCGAGGCCCAUCUGAGUGGACCCUUGUGGAAAUCCAGCCCGCCUCAAAGAGACUGGCCCCUCUUUAGAUGUAUGUGAAGCUCACAGAGCAGCAGAGGGUGCAGCAGCUUACCCUUCAGGUGUGCCCCAGCAAUCUCAGGUGCUUGAGUUGUGAAGGUGCCUCCUUCACAUAAGGGUUUCCUGUCCGCAGAGCCAGGUGGGACAUGCAGAGUGCAGAAACCCGACUGUCCCCAGCUUUCCCUGAGCAGGGUGAUCGUGUCUCUUUCUCAUGGCCUCUUCCUGAAAGGACCAGCUGGCACCUGCCUUGUCUUUUGACAGACUCCUCUGCAACAGGUAGCAGCUCCAGAAGCUGAUUGGGAGGUCAGCAGGCAAAGUUCAAAAACUGUGUCUUUCCCCCUUCAGACACUGAUGGUGCCCCUUAAGAAAUACCUGCCAAAUGUUGCAAGCCUGCCAUCGGAAACACUGCUUGGUGGGGGGUUAUCCACAGCUAAAAUUUCUAAUACCCUUUGUAAUUUGGAUGUACAGUUUGUAAAUAACACACUUGUUUGUUUAA